Funneliformis mosseae is the source of this 124-nucleotide messenger RNA. The record is from the annotation of a GenBank genome assembly. NCBI's taxonomy places the organism in Eukaryota, Fungi, Glomeromycota, Glomeromycetes, Glomerales, Glomeraceae.
AUGGCGAUUAUGAGAAGCUAUACUAUUUGUAUGCCAGCUUCCCAAGGUCUGAUGCAGGGGCGAGAUGAACUGUCAAGGAAUUUUGCUAAAUUGAAACGGGAUCGGCAUUUCUUGGUUGAGGAAG